Molecule: messenger RNA, 3782 nt
Organism: Ananas comosus (pineapple)
Lineage: Eukaryota; Viridiplantae; Streptophyta; Magnoliopsida; Poales; Bromeliaceae
Product: probable LRR receptor-like serine/threonine-protein kinase IRK
Exons: 2
Coding region: 520-3372 (950 amino acids)
Biological process (GO): protein phosphorylation
Cellular component (GO): plasma membrane
Molecular function (GO): protein kinase activity; protein binding; ATP binding
Source: RefSeq, a predicted model, not a curated record
UAAUUUUUUUUUCUUAUACAGGAAAAAAGUAUAAAUCGACGUAGCACAGGCAUCCACGUGUCAUCCACGUAGGAUCCUACGUGGCUUAUGCCACGUGUACACACUCACCCCUUCCCCAAAAAACACACUAAACACUCUCACUAGAGAGAGACCCCAGCAACAAUGGCGUGAGAAAAAGCGCUCUCUCUCUCUCUCUCUCUCUCUCUCUCUAAGUUCUCUCUCUCUCUCUCUCUAAGUUUUCUCUCUCUCUCUUUCCUCGUUUACUAAAAAAAGCUAGAGAGAGAGAGAGAGAGAGAGAGAGAGAAGAAGCCAUUAUAGUACUCCGACAAAGCGCUCAGAGGCCCCUCUUCAAAAGCAAGCACUUUAGAGAGAGAAGCAACAACAUCAACAACAACAACGAGAAGCUUCUCUCUCUCUCUCUCUCUCUCUCUCUCUCUCUUAGGGUUUCGUGUUCAGUGCACGGCUCUAGUGCUCCCAUGGCGUAUUAGCCCCCCAAAUCGAGCGUAACAUCCCCCAAAAAUGAGGUACCCGGUCCCCCAUUUCGUUUCCAUCGUCGUCCUCCUCCUCCUCCUCAUCCCCUGCAUCUCCCAAUCCCUCGACGCGCCGCUGAGCGAGGACCUCCUCGGCCUCAUCGUCUUCAAAUCCGACCUCGCCGACCCCUUCUCCAAGCUAGCCUCCUGGGACGAGGACGACGACGACCCCUGCGGCUGGGACGGGGUCAGCUGUAACCCUAGAGCCCGCCGCGUCGUGGAGCUCUCCCUCAGCGGCUUCUCCCUCUCGGGGAAGCUCAACCGCGGCUUGCUCCAGCUGCAAGCGCUGCGGAAGCUCUCCCUCGCGAGGAACAACUUCUCCGGAGCCCUCAACCCCAGGCUCGCCCAGAUGGAGAGCUUGUGGUCCGUGGAUCUCAGCGAGAAUGCCCUCUCGGGCCCGAUCCCCGACGAGUUCUUCGCGCAAUGUAGGUCGAUUAGAGCUCUCAACCUUGCUAAAAAUGGUUUCUUUGGGCAGAUUCCGGGGAGCUUGGGCUCUUGCUCGACCCUGGUGGCGUUGAAUCUCUCGUCGAAUCGGCUCUCGGGCGCUUUGCCGAGCUCUUUGUGGUCUUUGUACGGCCUCCGAUCGCUCGAUUUGUCGGAUAAUUCAUUGGCGGGGGAGAUCCCGUGGGGGGUUAAUCGGCUUUAUAAUCUGAGGAGUAUUAGUUUGAGAGGGAAUCGGCUAAACGGUAAAGUUCCUGAAGACAUCGGAGGAUGCUUGCAAUUAAAAUCUAUUGAUUUCGGCGUGAAUUUGCUUUAUGGCAACAUUCCUGAAUCAAUGAGGAACCUCUCUUUGUGUAGUUACUUGAGCCUGGGAUCGAAUUCCCUUGCAGGAGAAGUCCCUUCGUGGAUCGGAGACUUGAGGAGUUUGGUGAGUUUGGAUCUUUCAAAUAAUGGGUUCUCCGGAAGUGUCCCUGAUUCAGUUGGCAAUCUCAUUUUCUUAAAAAGACUCGAUUUUUCCGCGAAUAGACUCGGCGGGAGCUUGCCGGAAUCAAUGGGCAAUUGUAGAAGCUUAAUAGAGGUCGAUUUUAACUGGAAUUCUUUGAUGGGUAAUCUCCCAAAAUGGGUUUUCAAAUUGGGACUGCAGAGGAUCUCACUCUCAGGGAAUCAAAUGACCGGGGCUAUCGAAGUUCCUUCUAAUACUCAGCAAUCUUUGACCAUUUUGGAUUUGUCUUCUAAUGCCUUCUAUGGUGGAAUUCCGAUUAAUUUCGCGAGCAUUUACGGAUUAAAGCUCUUGAAUUUAUCGUUUAAUUCGCUCUCGGGAUCUAUCCCCGUAAGCAUUGGAGACUUGAAAUCAUUGGAAGUGCUUGAUCUAAAAAAGAGCAAACUCACCGGAGAAAUCCCAACGCAAAUAGGAAAUUGCUCUCUCCUAACAUCCUUGAUACUAUCACAAAACAACCUGACAGGUCCAAUACCUGCGGCUAUGGCCAACCUAACCAAUAUUCAGAUCAUAGAUCUCUCCUUUAAUAACCUAACAGGCCCCAUUCCUAAAAAAUUCUCUGACAUCCCCCACCUUAUCUCCUUCAACAUCUCCCAUAACCUCUUCUCCGGCGACCUCCCUUCCGGGAACUUCUUCAACACCAUCCCACCCUCCUCUGUAUCGGACAACCCUGGAAUUUGUGGUGGAGUCGUCAACAAAUCUUGCCCUGGGGUCCUCCCCAAGCCAAUCGUCCUCAACCCUAAUUCCUCCUCCGCGAAUUCUAAUUCCUCGAACCCGGUUUUCUCCUCGGAUUUCCUUAAACACAAGAAGAUAAUCUUUAGCAUCUCGGUUCUCAUUGCCAUCGGAGCGGCCGCCCUUAUCGCGAUCGGUGUGAUCACCAUUACGAUUCUAAACAUUAGGGUCCGGUCUGCCGCGGCCCGUUCGGCGGCAGCAUUGGCCCUGGUGGAUGAUUACUACAGCCGUUCUCCUAGUCAUGAUUCAAACUCUGGAAAGCUUGUGAUGUUCUCUAGUAACGACCCGGACUUCAAUUUCGGAGAUCAUGCCAUCCUAAACAAGAAUUGUGAGCUCGGUCGUGGAGGCUUUGGUACUGUAUAUAAAACCAUUCUCAAAGAUGGGCGUAAUAUGGCCAUCAAGAAGCUCACCGUCUCGAGUUUGGUGAAGUCCCAAGAAGAUUUUGAGAGGGAGGUAAAGAAGCUAGGUAAACUGAGGCACCCUAACUUGGUUACUCUUGAAGGCUAUUAUUGGACCCCAUCUUUGCAACUACUUAUGUAUGAGUUUAUCCCUGGUGGUAGCCUAUACAAACACCUCCACGAGAGCUCGGGUUUGAUCCACCUCUCGUGGCAAGAGAGGUUCGAUACUAUACUUGGUAUUGCGAGGAGUUUAGCUCACCUCCAUAGGAUGAAUGUAAUUCACUACAAUCUUAAAUCAAGCAAUAUACUUAUCGAUGGGUCGGGUGAAGCCAAGGUUGCAGACUACGGAUUGGCGAAGCUACUGCCGACGCUCGACCGAUAUGUAUUAAGUAGCAAAGUGCAAAGCGCGCUUGGGUAUAUGGCACCAGAAUUUGCUCUGAAAACUGUGAAGAUCACCGAGAAGUGCGAUGUCUAUGGGUUUGGAGUUCUGGUUCUUGAGAUAGUGACGGGGAGGCGGCCGGUGGAGUACUUGGAGGAUGAUGUGGUUGUGCUCUGCGAUGUGGUGAGGGGGGCAUUGGAGGGAGGGAGGGCGGAAGGGUGCAUGGAUGAGCGGCUCGGUGGGAAGUUCCCCGUGGAGGAGGCGGUGCCGGUCGUGAAAUUAGGGUUGAUUUGCACGUCACAGGUGCCGUCGAACCGUCCUGAAAUGACCGAAGUGGUGAAGAUUUUGGAGAUGAUAAGGUGCCCACAAGAUAGCCUAGAGGAAGAACUGGGUUAAGCCGGUUCGGUUUCUUUUCGGUUUCUUAUUGUUGAAUCUUCUACAACAUUAAGAGAGGAAAAAGUAUGAAGAAUCAGGGGCUUAUGGGGAAACGGAAUCCGGUUUCUAUUUUGUUUUUUUUUUUUCCUUCCAUCUUUUUUCUCUUUCAGGAUGAUGAGAAGAAGAAGGAUAUUGAGCUACUUCUAGUCGAUAGGGUUUCAUGUCGAAUUAUGUCGCUUUUUCAGUUUUUGCUCACUUUUGUUGCCAUAGAGGGGAAGAGUGGUUCAUGUUACCCCAAUUAUGAGUUGUGUAUGAUGUUCUGUAAUACCGGAUUCCUUUUCACCUUGCCCUAAUAUUUUGAUUGAUACUUAAGAUUUGCACAUCCUUUUAAUGUUUCAAACAUUUAAAUACGUGUCGUCGAGUUGUGCGCG